GCAUCCUGGAGCAGCUGGUUUCAGGCAAGAUCGGUACGCCAGCUGAAGGGCAGCUGGCGGCAGACAUCGGGCGCGAGGUCGACGUGGGCAUGGGCGACCUGGACGACGAAGGGCGGCGCCGAGCCGAGGAGGCAAAGAGAGAGGUCGCGAGGCAGAUGCAGGCGAACACUCGCACUCUCCAAGGGCACCUGCGCGACCACAUUGCCAAGACGAGGAUGGCGGCGAUGGAGCAGAAGCAGGCAAUCGCGCAGGAG
Prorocentrum cordatum is the source of this 254-nucleotide messenger RNA. The record is from the annotation of a GenBank genome assembly. Lineage: Eukaryota; Dinophyceae; Prorocentrales; Prorocentraceae.